ACGUUUCUAGCAACCAUGGCCGGAGCCGAAGAGAUGAAUAAGUAUCGCUCACCUCUGGUGUCCAGAUAUGCCAGCAAAGAAAUGAGCUACAACUUCAGCGACAAAAAGAAGUUCAUCACUUGGAGGAAGCUGUGGAUUUUCCUCGCCAAAGCUGAGAAGGCUCUGGGUCUGCCCAUCACUGAUGCUCAGAUUGCAGAGAUGGAGAGCCAUGCAGAGGACAUUGACUUUGCCAUGGCGGCUGAAGAAGAGCGAAAGCUGAGGCACGAUGUCAUGGCGCACGUCCACACCUUUGCACACUGCUGCCCCACAGCUGCUCCCAUCAUCCACCUCGGAGCUACGUCAUGCUAUGUGGGAGACAAUACUGAUCUCAUUGCAUUGUGUGAUGGCUUCAACAUCCUCUUGCCCAAGCUGGCCAGAGUCAUCGACCGGCUGGCAAACUUUGCAGAGGAAUACGCUGACCUCCCCACGCUUGGCUUUACACACUUCCAGCCUGCCCAGUUGACCACAGUGGGGAAGCGAGCGUGUCUGUGGCUGCAGGAUUUGGUGAUGGAUGUGAGGAACCUGGAGCGAGCCCGCGAUGAUCUUCGUUUCCGUGGAGUCAAGGGGACCACAGGCACCCAGGCCAGCUUCCUGCAGCUCUUUCAGGGGGACCGUGACAAGGUGGAAGAGCUUGACAAGAUGGUGACCGAGAUGGCUGGCUUUAAGAAAGCCUACCUGGUGACUGGGCAGACGUACAGUCGUAAAGUGGACAUAGACGGCCUGUCCACCCUCGCUAGUUUGGGAGCUUCUGUGCACAAGAUCUGCACAGACAUCCGCCUGCUGGCCAACCUAAAAGAGAUUGAGGAACCUUUUGAGAAGGAGCAGAUUGGUUCCAGUGCUAUGCCCUACAAGAGGAACCCCAUGCGUGCAGAACGCUGCUGUAGCUUGGCCCGACAUCUGAUUGCGUUGAUGGCCGACCCCCUGCAGACUGCCUCAGUGCAGUGGCUGGAGAGGACACUGGAUGACAGCGCCAACAGGAGGAUCUCCCUGCCCGAGUCCUUCCUGACAGCAGACAUCAUCCUCAGCACGCUGCAGAACAUCACAGAGGGUCUUGUGGUCUACCCCAAAGUCAUCGAGAGACACAUCCGCCACGAGCUGCCCUUCAUGGCCACAGAGAACAUUAUUAUGGCGAUAGUGAAGGCAGGAGGCAACAGACAGGAAUGCCACGAGAAGAUCCGUGUUCUGUCCCAAGAGGCAGCAGCUGUGGUUAAACAGGAAGGUGGAGACAAUGACCUGCUGGCCAGAAUCCAGCGAGACCCCUACUUUGCACCCAUUCUAGGGCAGCUGGAUGCUUUGCUGGACCCCAAGACCUUUAUUGGGCGUGCUCCACAGCAGGUGAAAACAUUCCUGGCUGAAGAAGUACGCCCCCUACUGGAGCCGUAUAAGGCCAAUAUGGAUGUCAAGGUUGAGCUCGUGCUUUAAAACAUCAAUGAUGUCUUAAGCUGGUUUUAUGGUCGAGCAGAGUUUGCAGUCCACUCCACUCUAGGGACUGACCGUCUGUGUGCCUGGAGUGAGCUCUGUUGUCAGAUGGAGGCAGCGCACAAAGUGUGUGGUACAACCAGUGUGUGGGCCGCUCUCGCUUGUACUGUUGUUGGUCAACCAGCCACGGUGGAGAGUGAAGUUAUAACAGAUGCGAUGAAGCGAGAGCGUUACAAACAGGGUGCUAUCCUCAUUAAUUCACUGGUUCAUCAGUGUUUCAUUUGUCAUUGACUGAGUAUUAUUGUUUACUUGAAAUGAAUAAAACAUGACUGCUAAAA
Molecule: messenger RNA, 1796 nt
Organism: Oreochromis aureus
Lineage: Eukaryota; Metazoa; Chordata; Actinopteri; Cichliformes; Cichlidae
Product: adenylosuccinate lyase-like
Exons: 12
Coding region: 16-1461 (481 amino acids)
Biological process (GO): 'de novo' AMP biosynthetic process
Cellular component (GO): cytosol
Molecular function (GO): (S)-2-(5-amino-1-(5-phospho-D-ribosyl)imidazole-4-carboxamido) succinate lyase (fumarate-forming) activity; N6-(1,2-dicarboxyethyl)AMP AMP-lyase (fumarate-forming) activity
Source: RefSeq, a predicted model, not a curated record